AUGGGGAAAAGGGACAACCGAGUGGUAAGAGUUGUUUUAAAAAAUGUAAUCAUUCAAUAGAGAGUAUAAAGCAAACCGUUAAUCUCACCGAAAUUGUGAAUAUUUCUCAUAGAAACCACCUACAAGGCUUCUUGACUUCUUUUAUUUUACUUCUCAGGCGCAUGUGAACCCUGUUGCAAUGGCGAGGGCAAGAGGACCGCCACCGUCUUCAGGACCAACAAUAAGAGAUUAUCUCAACAGAAAUAGACCAACACUGUGAGUAAUAGUACCUUUGCAGUGUAGGUUUGAACGUUUACAAGCACAGAAUGAGUUAAAAGCAGGUUUAGAAUAUAUAUCCUCCAACCAACAUAACUGCUGGUCAUUGUCAUCUGGGCCGAGUUGUUCAAAGCUGGUUUAAGAUAACCCUGGGUUAGUGCGAGAUUUGAAUUCAGAUAUGAAAGCUUUUAAAACAUUUCAGUUUUAAUUCCUUUUGUCUACAAGUUUAUGAUUGGAAGCUCUAAAAAUAACAGAGAAAAUUAUGUGAGAAAAUGCUUUCUAGCACAAGAAAAAGAAACCUGGGUUAAAUUUAAACCCCAGAUUAAGUGCUAAUCGGGAGAAAAUGUCCAGCUGUGUGACAAUGCGGCAAUGCCAGUUAUUGUUAUCUCUCUUUCAAACAUUAAUUUGGUGAAUACUUGUUUUUAUUGGCUGUUUAAUACCACCCAGAUCUGGGUAGUGCUUUUACUAAUUGGUCAUGCUGUGAGGAAAAUUUGUUUUAACCAAUCAGAAGCAUUACCCAGAUCUUAGUAGUGACACAUCAUCAAUAUAUGGAAUUUCCGGGUUCCUUCCUCAGACAUCAUUUCAUGGGGAAACCUGUGUCAGGUUUUUUCUCAGGCUACAAGUAUGUUUGCUGUGUCUGCUACCUAGCCUUGAGUGGGACUGCUUGCACUCUACAGUUUUUUUUAUAUUUUUACUCUUUUUGUCAGGGAGGAGGUUAAAGAAAUGAUGAAUAAAAGGAAGACAGGAUCAGAGACAUUGGCUGCCUUUGAAGAACAUUUAAAUGAGGUAACUUUCAGUAACCUGAGAAAACAAGCAACAUUUUGCGAUGCUUUCAUCAGUUCCCUUGCCAAAAAUGAUGUCUGGGGAUGAAAUUUUUGUGCUUGUUCUUCAAACAUCAUUUCAUGGAGAAACUGUUGGUGGCAUUGCAAAAUGUUGGCUGUUUUUUUUCUGGACAGACUUUCAAAGGCUACAGGACUUGAAAAAAACUUGAAGUUCAUUUUGUCCGUUGGACAAACAGCUCUCAAAUUUUCCUCACCCACAGCGAUUGCCUAUUUUGUUAAACAUUUUUUGUGUGUAUGUGGCUACCUGGACCCUUGCCCAUUGUGUGGACAAGUGAGGUUUAGAUCUUACUUUUUCAGAAGUAAAAUUUACUUGUAUGAAAUGGAUGAAACUUUUUUCAAGCUGUGCACCUGUUUUUAAUAAACCAGGCCUAUGAAUAUUGUAGUAUUGUACAGGACCAAGACUACUAUCAAAAAGUAAUAGGCAGGUUUCUUCACAGUGUGAGAAAUUUGUCUUUUUUGUGAAAGCAUAAUGCACCCAAUACUGAUAUUCAUAUGACAAGUCAUCUCAAAAUUUCAAAUUGUAUUUUGUUAAUUUUCAAACCCAGUUUUUGGCACAAGAAAAAUGUUUGUAGAUGUCUUCAAUUGUACAAAGACAAUAUUUACGGUGCAAAUUUGAACAGUAAAAUAGAUCUAUAAUUUGUUAGUUUGCCUAAACAAUGGCAAUUCCUGUGAAGGUUGAGAUGACCUGUUAGUUUAGUAACGACUUGAAACAAUUUCAUGUAAGCUGUUUUUACAACCUGUUGUUUAUUAUUACUCUACAGAAAUUUAAAAAUGAAUUAAAGAAAAACAGAGAGAAGAUACUGGGUGAUGCAGAAAGCUCAUCAAAAACAAAGAAAAAAGAGGUACAUAUUUUUUUAUUAGCUGUCACAGGUUUUCACAUUUUCCUCUCGUUUUGAAUGCAUGUUCCGAAUGAAUGUUCUAACUACAGCUGUAUGAAAUUCCACCAUGUUUCAGACCAUUUUUAUAUGUUCUCUGAACGAUGUUUUUAACCCUUCAAGUCCCAAUAGUGACCAAGAUCAAUUUUCUCUUAACGAUAUCCAUACACUGUCAAGACAUUUGGUUAUGAGAAUUUAUAAAAUGAACACCUACUGCUUUGCUUUGAUCUUUUAUCAAAUUCUCUCAACUCAUUCUUUAAGGAAAUAUAUAAAGAUCAGUUUGGAAAAUUUGUAAGUGGAUAUAAUGGUAACCUAUUGUGUUUUUACAUUUUUUUAGAAAAAGAAAUCUAGUAAGCACCGAAAAAAAAGGGUGAGUUAUUGUUCCUGACUGUAUAAUAAAUAUUAUAUUAGUUUUAUAAAAUGGAUUGCAUUACAUGAAAAGAAAGUAAAAUGUUUGUUUCUUUAUGUAUCUUGAAUUUUUUUGCGGAAAGUAAAAGAAGGGCAAAAACGUAUCUUGUUACCAUCAUCAUGAUCACUGUUUUUAUUCAAGUUAUUGUAAGUACCAUAAAAUUUCGAAAAUAAGCCCCUUCAAAUAUAAGCCCUCCCGGGGCUUGUACUUGGAAAAUUGCCCUCAAAUACAAAGUAAAACAAAGAAAACCGGUAAAUUUCCUUCCAAGAAUAAGGUUAGCCCAAUUUAUUUUGAAAUGCAAAUUUCCCUCUGUACAUAAGCUCCUCCGAAUAUAAGCCCCUCAAAAAGGGCCUUUGAAAAAUAUAAGCCCCAGGGCUUAUUUUUUGAAUUUUACAGUACUUAUAUGGAAGAGAUGUAUACUAUAAUAAUAUUAGGCAAAAUACAGCUUUGGAAAAACAGGUCAAAUAUUUUUCUUUUCUGUUUAUUUUUUCUGUCAUUAAAAAAUUUUCUGAGGAAAUGGCACAAGUUACUAGUGAGCUAAUCAGGAGGUUCUGCUUGUUUUCUUUCAAGCGUCGUUCUUCAUCGUCAUCAUCAACAUCAACUUCUGAUAACAGUGAAUCAGAGGAAGAAAGGAAGGUAGGCACUUUAAGAACAAACUGGCUUGUUAGGAUAAAUUUGCGAAAAGUGACAACAUGGCCUAUGAAACAGUGUUAUAAGACUACUCAGGGCUCAAAGUUGUGACUGAUGCAGUCAUCAAUGCGACUAAAAAUUCUGGUUUAGUCGCCACUUUGGCGACCAGAUUUCUCUAUGAUUUAGAUUUAAAUUAAAAGAGUAAAGUUACAACAAACAUUUCAUCUUUUCUUGCUUUGCUUUUGUCAUAAAAAAUGUGCCAAAUCGCAUAAACAAAGCCAGUUUGCGUGUACCUCCAAAUUUAUACCAACUUCUGCUUGCGAUAUUUUCAAACAAUCAAAUCUGAUGGAUCCCGCCAUACUAUGAGCUGCAUCAUUUACUUUAUACAAACUGGCAACUAAAAUUUUACAUCUGGUGACUAUAUUUCUCCAGUUGGUUGCCAAAAGGUGACCUGAGGAUUCUUUUAAUUUUGAGCCCUGCUACUGUAAAGGAAAUGGAAACUAAUGACAUAAAGAUGGGUUGAAUACCAACAGGGCCAUAUUAAAAAUUGAUAGUUUAAUGAUUUUUCAGCUCUUCAGUGUAUAGUGCAGUGCAAAUUUAACUUAUUCCAUCAGAAACGCAACAGUAACAUGAUUAGGCUUUUUAAUGAGAAAAUGUGAUCUGUUCAUUGCACCAAGUCAAAUCAAAUUGCUGUAGUGUUGACCAGUGUUAGUUCAAGUUUUUACCAAUUAGACAAAAAGAAAAGCUAAUGGGAUGGCAUCCGGGUGGAGUUCCAAGAACCAGAAUUCGAGUUAUCAGAGUAAAAAGGACUGAAAAGUCGGGUGAAAUCCAAGGGAAAUUGGACUUAGUUCAAGUUAGCAGGGAGUUCAGUUUAUCUGAGUUUGAGUUAUUGGGGUUCUACUGUAUUUAUCUAUUGACUUUAGCUUUUGAUUUACUUGCUUUUCUUGUGUACUUUCAUUAUCCCGCUGGAAAUCCAAUGUUUGAAUUUGCUUGUUAAUAAUUUCCCUUUCAGCUAUGCAGUCAUCAACAGAAAUAUAUAAUUCUCUAGAAGACUAGUAGUCUCUUCUAGUAAUGUCAAUAAGAUAAUUUUGUAAUAAAUCAGAGAAAUAAAGGACAAAGGUGUGCUUCUUUGAAAGAUGUUCAAGUUUAACCCAGGUUUAGGCGAAAUUUUAUGCCAAGUUUUGUUGUUUGGAACAUGUCAUUGUAGCUUAUCGGGUGUCGUUGUUCCUUCACUCUGAGAUCUAGUCAUGGUAAUGCAAACUUUUAAUCUAUAUAUUUUAAACUAUCUAUAAGAAGGUAAACAAUAACAUGGUUUAAAAUUUUAAUCCUGGAUUAGCACUAAGUCGGCCUUUCAAGAACCAGACCUUGAUCAUCUGAUCUCUUGAUCCUUUAACAUCUUCUCUAACUGCUUCUACACUCUUUCAUUAUAGAAAAGAAGAAAGAGCAAAAAGAGAAAGAAGCGAAAACGCACUGAGGCUGACAGAGAUGCAGAAGAACCAAAGAUUAAAAAGAGAAAGAAGAAGCACAGAGAUGAUGAUGAACUGUCCUCAUCUUAACACAGGU
Molecule: messenger RNA, 4574 nt
Organism: Porites evermanni
Lineage: Eukaryota; Metazoa; Cnidaria; Anthozoa; Scleractinia; Poritidae
Source: the annotation of a GenBank genome assembly